This is a messenger RNA of Nelumbo nucifera (sacred lotus), 3342 nucleotides long. RefSeq names its product UDP-Glycosyltransferase superfamily protein (gene UGT80B1). NCBI's taxonomy places the organism in Eukaryota, Viridiplantae, Streptophyta, Magnoliopsida, Proteales, Nelumbonaceae. Gene Ontology annotation, biological process: carbohydrate metabolic process. Gene Ontology annotation, molecular function: hexosyltransferase activity; UDP-glycosyltransferase activity. The record is from RefSeq and is a predicted model, not a curated record.
AUGCGAGGCAUAUAGUCUGUCUGUGAUUCCGACCUUGGUGUUUUGCCCGACGAGGCGGGGGAAUCUCAGUGGACUGUGGGAUUCAUCCAGGACCCCCGCUGGACACGUAGUGAUUCACCAUUGCUUGCUUCAAGGAGAGAGAAAGUGAGAAACUUCAUGAGUUCAUUCUCUGCACUACGACGAAUGCUUCAACUUCUCUGUCUCUUUCUUCGGUCUUUGUCUCCAACUGUUCAGCCACUCAGGGACCAAGCUCUCUGGUCUGCGACUCUGUGCAACUCUAUCGGAUUUUACCACUUCUCUUCGUUCUUGGAGUAACGGAAGCUCUUGACAACCUUGUUUAGUUACUUCAAUUUAAUCUAUCGUGUUCAAUCAUGCUUUGAGAAUCUUUGGUUACUGAUGGAGAUGCUUCCAGAUUAAUUUGAAGUGCGCCGUGUUCCGAGACUUUCUGUAGGGUUUGGGGGAAAGAGAUUCGAAGUCUUGUUCUGUUCUGUUCUGGUAUUUCUUCCUGCAAUUUGGAUAUUGUGAGGAGUCUCUGGAUUCUUGGAGGUUGUCAGUGUUGAGAUUGUUGAGAUUUCAGAAUUGUUAAGUUCGAUCAAGUUACUUAUAGAGGUACAGAUCUUUUCCAGGGGUCGGGGAAUUUGCUGAGUUUUUUCUUUGAAGGUUUGGUUGUGUUUUUUUUUUACAAAGUUUUAAGUGCUCUUUAUUAAUUGAGGGCGUUAGCUUCUGCUCAAGAUGAGUUGUCAGUAGGUAUUGCCAAGUUACCAUGGGCGUUCUGUACUUUCGGCUUCAUUUGUUCUCUUCUGACCACUGAUACUUUGGUCGAUCUUUAGUGGUUUUCGAAGUUUGAACGACAGGAAACGUGCUCACCUAACUUUCUAUGUGUUUGAUUGGCUGGUGGUUUUGGGAAUAGAGGUUCGCUGGUCAAGAUUUUGGGAAAAACGCUAGAAAGGUCCUUCCUUUCUUCGUGCUUUUGGUGUCUUCUCUUGACAUGUAGGCUUCUGUUUUAGCUAUGGUCUUUGAUGUGUUCAUCUGGUACAAGAUCUGAGCUCGUUUGCACUCUUUCGAGCUUCAAGUACAGUGGAUUUCAGUUGUUGAAGCGACUGUUGAUGAAAUGGAGAGUAAUGGAACUGCUCAUUUAAGACAAGACUUAGAAGACCAUGCUGUUGGCAGCCAGGAAGUGAUGGAUUCUGAAGCAGACAAUAUCAAUCCAAACAAGGUGGCCACUUCUGGUUCUUUUGUCACUGCAGUGGACGAGAAGAUGGAUUUCCCGCCUCAUCCAUCUGCAUCAGAGGUUUGUCAGACCAAAGAAUUGAAUGCCCGGGCUUCACCUCGUAGAAGCUUGGAGCACUGUAAUACUGCACCAGUGAGGACCCAGAAAAGUCUGAUAAUUGAGGGACAUGAAGCUAACUUGUCUAGGUUUAAGACUGAGAAGAAGGAACCUGCGAGGUCUGACUUGAAAUUGGACAGGUUGUCAGAACGUGAGAAGAAAAAGAUAAUUGUGAACCUAGUCAAAAUCCAAAAUGACGGGACAGUGGAGGUUGAUGUAGCUCAAAGUGCACCUGUAGCUUCACAACUGUUAGAGCUUGAUACUGUUGAUUCAAUACCCAUUGGUGUUGAAGAUACUGCUAAGUUCAAUAAAUCAAUUCCCAGAUUGAAAAUUGCAAUGCUUGUUGUUGGAACAAGAGGAGAUGUUCAGCCUUUUCUAGCUGUGGCAAAGAGACUUCAGGAGUUUGGUCAUCAUGUUAGAUUGGCAGCUCAUGCUAAUUUCUGCACCUUUGUUCGUUCAGCUGGUAUAGAUUUUUAUCCUUUGGGUGGUGACCCUCGUGUUUUGGCAGGAUAUAUGGCCAGAAAUAAGGGUUUUCUUCCUUCUGCACCCGGAGAAAUAUCUUUGCAGAGAAAGCAACUGAAGGCUAUUAUUAAUUCCCUUCUUCCUGCUUGCACAGAACCGGAUUUGGUCACUGGCACUCCUUUUAGAGCGCAGGCAAUCAUUGCAAACCCUCCUGCAUAUGGACAUGCACAUGUUGCUGAAGCUCUUGGUGUACCCCUUCAUAUCUUCUUCACAAUGCCAUGGACGCCAACACAUGAAUUUCCUCACCCAUUGGCACGUGUAUCACAGAGUGCUGGUUAUUGGCUUUCAUAUCUUCUUGUGGAUUUACUGAUAUGGUGGGGCAUUAGGGGAUUCAUAAAUGACUUCAGGAAAAGGAAGUUGAAGCUUGCUCCUAUUGCAUAUUUCAGUACAUACCAUGGAUCUAUAUCUCAUUUGCCAACAGGGUAUAUGUGGAGUCCUCAUCUUGUGCCAAAACCAAAUGAUUGGGGCGCCUUGGUAGAUGUCGUUGGUUUCUGUUUCCUAAACCUUGGAACCAAAUAUCAGCCCAAGAAAGAGUUUUCAGAUUGGAUUCAGAAAGGAUCAAGACCUAUAUAUAUAGGAUUUGGUAGCAUGCCUCUUGAAGAUGGCAGGAAGACUACAAAUAUUAUUUUGGAGGCAUUGGAGUGCACGGGACAAAGGGGUAUAAUUGAUCGGGGUUGGGGAGAUCUUGGGAUCUUUCUAGAGGUUCCUGACAGUGUUUUCCUUCUUGAGGAUUGCCCUCAUGAUUGGUUAUUUCCUCAAUGCUCUGCAGUGGUUCAUCAUGGUGGUGCUGGUACAACUGCAACGGGGCUAAGGGCUGGGUGUCCAACAACCAUUGUUCCAUUCUUUGGAGAUCAGUUCUUCUGGGGUGAAAGGGUUCAUCAAAUAGGGCUGGGACCCAGACCAAUACCUAUAACUGAGCUCAAUGUGGAAUCCCUUUCAAAUGCUAUAAGAUUUAUGCUCCAGCCAGAGGUGAAGUCACAAGCAGCAGAAUUAGCACAGAAGAUAGAGAAUGAGGAUGGAGUUGCAGCAGCAGUUGACGCAUUCCACCGGCAUUUACCAGCAGAGCUACCGAUGACUAAUGCAGCCUCAGAGGAAGAUGACCAACCGAACCCUUUGCAGUGGCUAUUUCUGCUAAUUGAGAAAUGGUGCUGCCUACCUUGUGCAUCAUAAUAUUCUUUUAUUAUUUUUCCUUUGACCUGGGUGAUUUACGUGUUGUAUAGAUAUACGUCUUGUUCUUUAGGCCAGUCAGCUCUGGUAUUCCAUUCAUUUUGUAAUAAGUAAAAUAUCCAUAUUUAUAUUGUUUUCUCCAUUUAGCAUAGCAUAAGUUAAAUGUAUUGAGGUUUCAUGUCUUUAGAAGUGAUUGAUGCCGUUAUUAUUUCUCAGUUUAAACUUUAAAGUAGCAAUAAUUUGUCACAGUUGCAUUAUGCGGGUUUCUUGGUCUUAUUCAGUUCUGAAAUAUCCAAUUGGUGAAGGUUUCAUAACUUAUUGUUUCA